AUGGGGAAGAGGAAGAACGCCGCAAAUACAGACGGCGGCGCCACCACGCCGCUUUCACUUCCGCCGUUUCUCCGAACCCUACUAUCUUCCCUAUUCAGCAUCGCCUCUGAAAACUCCUCCUUCUUACCCCCUCUUAGCUUCAAACUACUGCAAACCCUUCGUUUCAUAAUCCUCACCUUCUACCUUUUUCUCCUUCGUUUCAUUCCUUCUAUUUUCUUCAUCGACAAUAACGAAGACACCGUUAAAUUCAACAACCAUAAGUCUCAUACUAAUAAACGAAACGACACCGCAAUAGGACGCGCUCUUUCUCAGCUUCUCUCUGCGUUAAACGAUAUUCCGGUCAGUUCAAGAAAAUACGAAGUUGUUCGAUCGUUAACGGAGAAGAUUAUCGACGAUAAUCAUCUCGACGGCGUCCAUUCGUUGCGGGAAGUUAAUCGAGUUGCUUUGUCCGGAGGUUUUGGGAGGGCGUUGAGGCAGUUGGAAAGGAAGGUGGUGGAGAGAGAAGGAGAGGUUGAAGGGGAAGGUGAUAGAGAUGGAAGACAGUACUAUAUGGUGAUGAAGCGUAGGAUAUGGUGGGUGGUGAGGAUGGUGAGAUGGAGGGUGAGAGGAGGAGAGGGAGGUUUGGAUGGUGUUCCGGCGGAGAAGUUGGCGGCGGAGUUGGUUUGGAUGGUUAAGAAGAUGGUGGAUUGCGGUUGUGUUGAUGAAGCGAUUCGGAGAUGGGCGGCCGCCUCUAAUUUGGGAGUUUUGGCUCUUUCGGCUGACCCUCGUUUACAGACUUCGCUUGUCAAACUUACUGCAUUCCUAUUCAAAGAAGCCAGAGACUUUGGCAUAGACGAAAUCGAGGAAAGCAAGAUGAAGCAAUGCAUGCAGGUAAAGCUAAAGAUGUUACAGACAUGGCUUCCAUUGUUGUGCAGGGCUAGUAAUGGCGCCGACGCCCCAUCAUUGAGCAUCACUGAGAGGGCUGAGUUAGAGAGCGUGUUGGAAAGCAUUAUAGAGGCGUUAGAACAAGAGAAGCAAGAACAGGUUCUUUCUCUUUGGCUCCAUCAUUUUACACAUUGCUCGUCCUCUGAUUGGCCGAAUCUCCAUUCAUGUUAUGCGCGUUGGUGCUGCAAAUCUCGCAAGCAGUUGUUGCUUUCGAAUGAAAAUUGA
Molecule: messenger RNA, 1149 nt
Organism: Lathyrus sativus (Indian pea)
Lineage: Eukaryota; Viridiplantae; Streptophyta; Magnoliopsida; Fabales; Fabaceae
Source: the annotation of a GenBank genome assembly